This is a messenger RNA of Rotaria sordida, 438 nucleotides long. The record is from the annotation of a GenBank genome assembly. NCBI's taxonomy places the organism in Eukaryota, Metazoa, Rotifera, Eurotatoria, Philodinida, Philodinidae.
AUGUUACUAUUUCUAAUCAUCAUCAAUAUCUGUUUAAUUCAUGAAUCUGUACAUGAACGAAUAGAAGAAGAAGGUUUACGUUAUAUAGUUAGUUUAUCUGAACCAUUAGAAAGUACACUUAAAUGGGAUUAUAAUGAUAAUAAUGAAACAGAACUUAUUUUUCGAUGGAAUAUUACAUUAAUAAAUGGUUAUAAUGGUUUACUUGCAUUUUUAAAUCAUGAUUUAGAUACAUAUAGUUUAGAUGUAAUUAUAUAUGGUAAUGAUGAUCAAGUUUAUAAUGGGUAUACAGAUGAAGAAAGUUUAUUAUUUAUACCAAAGAAUGGUGUUGAAUUAAAAUAUCGCAUAGAAAAUAAAGAAAGUAUUGAAAAUGGGAAAAAAAAACAUAAGAUAACAAUACGAAUUAAACGACCAUUCGAUACAUGUGAUGAAGAACAAUGA